Messenger RNA from Pelobates fuscus (common spadefoot toad), 1569 nucleotides. It is a transcript of the gene GALE, whose product is annotated as UDP-galactose-4-epimerase. The record is from RefSeq and is a predicted model, not a curated record. Lineage: Eukaryota; Metazoa; Chordata; Amphibia; Anura; Pelobatidae. Gene Ontology annotation, cellular component: cytosol. The coding region runs from base 155 to 1201 and encodes 348 amino acids. Gene Ontology annotation, molecular function: UDP-glucose 4-epimerase activity. Gene Ontology annotation, biological process: beta-D-galactose catabolic process via UDP-galactose, Leloir pathway. The transcript is spliced from 11 exons.
UAUUGCACAUAGCCAGGCAUGUCUGACUCCCUAUACUUACUGAGAGCGAAUGUAUAGCUCCUCCCAGCACAUUAUAAAUCGAAUAAGCCCAGUGUUCCUCUAAACUGGAAAUCAGGAAGGAGAGAGGAGAACUGCUAAAAAGGUCUAUUUGACGAUGGCUGAAAAGGUCCUAGUAACGGGUGGUGCGGGGUACAUUGGGAGUCACUGUGUCCUGGAAAUGCUGGAGGCUGGAUACUAUCCAAUAGUAAUCGAUAACUUUCACAAUGCAGUCAGGGGAAAGGGUGGUCUCCCAGAAAGUCUUCAAAGAGUGAAGGAGAUAUCUGGGAAGGACUUUGAAUUCGAAGAGCUCGAUAUGCUUAAUAAGGAGGGUCUAAACCGCUUGUUUGACAAGCACAGAUUCUCUGCAGUUCUGCACCUGGCAGGGCUGAAAGCGGUUGGGGAGUCGGUGGAGAAGCCUCUGUUUUAUUACAAGGUGAACCUGACUGGAACCAUCCAGCUUCUGGAGGUAAUGAGUUCACAUGGGGUCCAUAAACUGGUGUUCAGCAGCUCAGCAACGGUGUACGGUGAUCCUAAAUAUCUGCCUAUAGAUGAAAGCCAUCCAGUAGGAGGCUGCACAAAUCCGUAUGGGAAAACAAAAUAUUUUAUUGAAGAGAUGAUAAAGGAUCAAUGUAAAGCUAAUGGGGACUUCAAUGCUAUUCUAUUGAGAUAUUUUAAUCCGAUUGGUGCUCAUGUGUCAGGACGUAUUGGAGAAGAUCCCCAGGGCAUUCCCAACAACCUAAUGCCAUACGUCUCUCAGGUGGCUGUGCGACGGAGGGAGUUUUUAAAUGUGUUUGGAAAUGAUUAUAAUACACCUGAUGGGACAGGUGUUCGAGAUUACAUCCACAUUGUCGAUCUGGCUAGAGGUCACAUCAGUGCUCUUAAAAAAUUAGAAUCCAGCAGUGGAUGUAAGGUUUACAAUCUUGGUACUGGAGUUGGGUAUUCAGUUCUCCAGAUGGUAAAAGCUAUGGAGAAGGCUUCUGGAAAAGAAGUUCCUUAUAAAAUUGUGGCAAGACGGGAAGGUGACAUUGCUACAUGCUAUGCAGAUCCUACAUUGGCUGCGGCAGAGCUGGGAUGGAAGGCAGAAUAUGACCUGGAUAGAAUGUGUGAGGAUCUGUGGCGUUGGCAAUCGCAAAAUCCUACAGGCUUUAGCCCAAAGGAGUGAACAUGCCUGAACUGCAACCAUAAAGGACAAGACUGCACCCUAUGAUUAGUAUACUUAGCUAAAUAUUUAUGUAUAACAAAUUCCCCCAAAUGAACCUGCUUUACCAUAGCCCUAGAACUGGAACAAUAAUCUCAGGUCUUCCUCCAAUGAAGCAUCCAUGCUUGUAAAGGAAUAUCACUGCUACCUCACGUAUAUCCAUCAUGUUGAACCGCGUAGAGAGUUUCAAAGAGACUUUUUUCAAAACUCUAAACAAAGGAGGCCAUGGCAUUCCAUGCAGCUUGAAAUCUGUUCCCUUAAUUUAAUUGAUCUUUUGCUUUUUCUAAAUUAUUUAAUAUUUCUACUUUCUGAUAAAUGUCUCUUUCAAAAUG